AUGGAAGGUGUUAAUGACAAAGUUCUGAAGGAUUUUGUCAGUAUUUUAGAUGAUCUUACCUUCAAUUCUAGACCUAUCAUCACUAAUUUAACGAAGAUUGCAGAAGAAAAUAUCUCCUACGCACAACGGUUUGUGGACGCUGUGGAAUCAAGGAUAGCCAAAUGUGUACCUAAUCAGAAGCUUUACUCAUUCUAUGCGUUAGACUCAAUAUGCAAAAAUGCUGGUUCUCCUUAUACAAUAUAUUUCGGUAGGAAUUUGGCCCAACUUUAUAGACAAACCUACUUGAUUGUUGAUAAUGUAACAAGGACUAAGCUUAUAUCAAUGUUUAAGACAUGGAUGGUGCCGUUACCCACAGGGGAACUUCUUUUUGAUAGGGAUUGUUUAGAAAGAAUCGAGCAGUUUUUAAUCAAAGCUAGUUCUCUUCAUCAAAAACAAGCACAAUCGACAGUACCGCCACCAACUGUACCGCUGCUAUUGAGGGAAAUCGAUAAAUUGACGGUUCUUACACAGGAAAGGCUCAACAAGUCUCCAAAUGAUGCUAAGUUGCAGACAAAAGUAAUUGUGCUGCAGCAGCUGAAGCAGGAGUUACAGCGGGAAAAGCUUCCUGUUCAAGCUUUACAGCAGGUUCAGCAGCAGCUGAAGCAGAUAUUUGCUCAAGAACAGCAAAUACUGUGGCAGCAACAGCAGCAACAACAGCAGCAACAACAACAGCAACAGUUGCAGCUACAGCAUCAGCAGCAAGAACAGCAGCAUCAGCAGCACCUUCAUCUUCCAGUACAAGAUCAGUCAGCACAGCUACAACCGCCUCCGAUGCAACUUCAGCUUAAUGACAAAUCUGGUCCACCUCCAUUAUCGCAGCCAUACGAAGGUUCAUCAUUGUUUGGUAAUGCUACUUUAUCCAUGACGUUUCUGGAUACAGUUUCCUCCAGUAACGGCAACGCAACAACGCAGACCACCAAGAAGGUCUCUAAAGUUGAAUCACUAUAUCGCUCUUUAAAGCAAAAGGAGUUGCUCUAUGAGCCUCCAGAGCAGUCAAUUGUUACUUUGGUAUCAAAAUUAGAAAAGGCCAUAAAUCCUCAGGAUGCUACCAGGCUACCUCCAUUUGCUUUAUUGCAGGACAUCAUCGGUGAUGUGAGGUCAUAUUAUGCUACCAGGAAUUUAGAUCUGCUUAACACUCCAAACUUACAGCUUUCUCAGCAAAUGAUAAUGCAGAAACAUACUGCACUGACUGAGCAGCUGAUCCAAUUAUUGUAUCGGGCAAAACCCAUUAAAUGUACGACAUGUGGUGUUCGAUUUGGUAAUACUCCUGACGAGCACCAAUUAGAAAUUGAGCAUUACGAUUGGCACUUCCGUGUAAAUAAAAGAAUUAAGGGUACUCAAGCGUCUAACAAUAUUGUAACGAAAAAUAUUCAGUCUCGUACAUGGUAUUUGAAUGAUGAACAGUGGGUACAUUUCAAAGACGAAGAGGUUGUAUCUACUAAUGUUGAUACACUCAAGGGUAACAAUAUAUCGGUAGCAUUGAACCAAUCUACUGUUAAUGCAGAAUCAGACAAUAAAGCAAAGAAUGAGUUACAAAUACAAAGGAAGUAUGUUGUCGUUCCAGAUGGUGCUCCAGAUAUGUCAUUUCAGUGCUCUAUUUGCACUGAAGUUACUUCUGCGGUGUAUGAUGAAGAUUUGUCGGAGUGGAUAUGGAAGAACUGUGUUGAGUCCAAUGGGAAAUAUUUCCAUGCCACUUGUUUCCACGAAGCUUCUAGUGCUACAGAUUCGAAGGCCUCUGGUACUACUGGCAUUGAUUCGGAUUUAGAAAGAUUAAAGGGAAUGAUAAAUGAUGGAGCCACAUAA
Messenger RNA from Eremothecium sinecaudum, 1842 nucleotides. RefSeq names its product Pcf11p (gene PCF11). Gene Ontology annotation, biological process: termination of RNA polymerase II transcription. The record is from RefSeq and is a predicted model, not a curated record. Gene Ontology annotation, cellular component: mRNA cleavage factor complex; cytoplasm. NCBI's taxonomy places the organism in Eukaryota, Fungi, Ascomycota, Saccharomycetes, Saccharomycetales, Saccharomycetaceae. The coding region runs from base 1 to 1842 and encodes 613 amino acids. Gene Ontology annotation, molecular function: RNA polymerase II complex binding; mRNA binding. The transcript has a single exon.